Molecule: messenger RNA, 931 nt
Organism: Drosophila navojoa
Lineage: Eukaryota; Metazoa; Arthropoda; Insecta; Diptera; Drosophilidae
Gene: PSMG1
Product: Proteasome assembly chaperone 1
Biological process (GO): proteasome core complex assembly
Cellular component (GO): endoplasmic reticulum
Molecular function (GO): proteasome binding
Source: RefSeq, a predicted model, not a curated record
CGCAAUUAGCUAAUAAAAGUCGUGCUCUAAGAUAAAUACUUUCUGAACUCAUGGUCCCUGUUACCGAGAAAUAUUAAAUAGCAAGAGCAACUGCUACUUAAAAAUACUUGUAGAGAAUUAACGCCAACGAAAAACCCAAUUUUGAAUUUAUUAAGAAUACAAUGAGUUGUCCAGGCUUUGGCGAAGUAAGAAUACCCUCUUCCCGUGCGUUUUGGGAUGAUUGCGAGGAAGACGAAUUCGAAAGCAUUGAGCCGGCCACAAAAGCGCAGCUUAAAUUUAUGGAUGGUUCGGAUGAAGCUCCAUUUGCCAGUGAACUGUUCGUGCUUAUCGAAGGUCCAUUCAUAACAGAGUUUUGCCGUGGCGCGUUACUCGAAGAUGCCAAGCUCGUUUGCGAGAUACCAGCAAAAACUUCCACUUUGCAUUGGAAUGCCUCAAAGGGACAUCUGAUUGCUACUCUAGAAGAAGAUCUGACCAGCAGUGGCGAAAUUACAGAGUUGCUCAUACCCUAUGCAGAGCUGGCAAAACAAGUGCUCACCAUCACCAUAAAACCGAAGGUGGAUUACAAGAGUGAGGAGAUCGACAGAUACAGCGAGUACGUGGCCAUUGUUCACAGUGUGGGUGGCAAGGGAUAUGACAAAACAAUAACCGAGCUGGAAGCACCCAACUUUAUAGCUGGCGUGGCAGCAGGCAUUGCUAGCUGGCGUACUCAGAUGGAGUUACCUGUCAGCUCUUAUGUCAUCUACACAGACAAACUGCCCCUGGAUGUAAUUGCUGCUCAGCCAGUCCUGCAGCUGCUGAAGAAGAUGGGCGUACCGUGCAUUCAACGGUAUUUGCCGCCAGCCAAGGAUAGCUCCUACUUGUACAUGUAAAGGAAGUGCACAUAAGUUUUGGAUGGUUGUUUUUAUUCAAAUAAACGGUUGCGGUUGCAAAU